AAGCAUGCUCAAAAUUACUGGAGACCAUUUAUAACGGAUUGAGAGCUGUUACCGUGAAUACACCAGACUAUGAUACAUUAAUGUUUAUUCAAGCUGGACGUUGCCUGUAUAAACCAGCUCACCGAAAGCUACAAAUUUCUCAAAUUGUAGAAUUGAAUCGGAGGUUUAUCGCUGGUUAUGAACAUUUUAAGGAUGAACCUAGGGUACAAGAUAUGCGUAAAAGAAUAAUUGCUUAUAACCAAUUAUUAAAAUAUUAUGGAUUAAAAGAUCAUCAAGUACAUAAAUCAGCGAUCGGAGGUCCUAGAGCUGCUGGAUUGUUACUAUAUAGAAUAAUGUUGCUGACUACUUGGAGUAUUUUGGGUUUACCGGGAUUUAUUUUAAACCUUCCACUUGUAAUAAUUGCUCGUAAAGUUAGUAAAAGAAAGGCUGAAGAAGCGGUUCGCAGUUCAUCUGUUAAAAUAGCUGGUCGUGAUGUUCUCGCUACAUGGAAACUUCUUGUUGCGCUAGUUGUCACACCUCUUCUUUAUAGCUUUUAUACAUUUAUCGUUGUUCUUGUGUCAUUUAAAAAAAGGUGGAUACUAAAAUGGAAAGUAUUUGCCCCCAUAGCAACAUUUUGUACAUUGGUAACGGGCAGCUAUGUUACCAUCCGAUUUGUAGAGAGUGGUCGUGAUAUAUACAAACCAUCUAUUGAGAAUUUGUGUACUGUUCGAGAACAAUUGUCAAAUAAUCUCACAGAUUUAAUUAAUGAGUUGGCACCUAGGAUUUACCCUGAUUUUGAUGUUGAACGAAUUAUUGAGGCAGCUGAACGUUCAUCAGUAACUCCAACUAAAAGUUUAUUCCAAUCUCCAAUUGAUUGGAUUGAUGAUAAAGUAUUCAAUUGGGAACGUCUUACAGGAGAUACAUCAGAAUUGGAUGAUGUAUUUUUUUUUUUUGAAAAAAAUAAUGGUAGCGCAUCAGGACGUAGUAGAACAAGUAGUUGGGGAAGUGGGUCAAGUACAAGGCCAGGUACAGGUAGUAGAGCUAAUUCGUUUGGAUCUGUUGGAUCUUCAGGUGAAGGAUUUCGCGUUGAAGCAAUGACAGAAUUACCAAAGGAUCAACCGUUUUCUACUGUUACCAAACGAAUGACAUCAUUGUCAAGGUCGCAAACCAAGGAAAAUGAAGAUGAUACAGGAUAUCAAGGAGAUAGGGAGGAUAGGUGA
Molecule: messenger RNA, 1199 nt
Organism: Scutellospora calospora
Lineage: Eukaryota; Fungi; Glomeromycota; Glomeromycetes; Diversisporales; Gigasporaceae
Source: the annotation of a GenBank genome assembly